This is a messenger RNA of Oncorhynchus mykiss (rainbow trout), 3979 nucleotides long. RefSeq names its product regulator of G protein signaling 7 binding protein a (gene rgs7bpa). The record is from RefSeq and is a predicted model, not a curated record. NCBI's taxonomy places the organism in Eukaryota, Metazoa, Chordata, Actinopteri, Salmoniformes, Salmonidae.
UGCUCUCCUGUCUUUUGCCUUUUUUUUUUGCGUAGAGCACGCACUAGAGCCAACUGUAUGUUGUUAACUUGAAUUUGUCUCCUUGGAGAUAAAUGGUCACGCACCAUGAAGAGGAGCGCAAGAGACGCAAUGAACAACGCAUUUCUACAAUUUAGACCGGCAGGCCUAGGUAAUUAAAUAUUACAAAAAACAAACAUCUAGUCUAUUGUAACUCUUGUUUUAAUUAGUUUAAUUAUGUUACAUAACAAAUUCGAAACAGACUAAUUAGCCUACGCAAAACACUGUGUUCAGGUGCAAGCGGUGUUGUAGCAAUGCACUUUGGACACUGCAUUGAAUCUAUUGUAGGUCGACACAUAAAGGUCCAGACGUCAUCUCGAUAUCCUGUUUUAACUGAUAUUUGACCAUGUCACAAACUAACGUUAAUUAAUUAAGCUUACAAAACGUACAUUUCUUUGAAUUUUGGUUAAGUCUAUAAACUGGGAUGAACCAGAUUUAGCCUAAUAGUCAUAACUUUAAUUUAUUUUUUCAAAUUGGCCUACAGCUAGUUGUUUCAAAUUAUAACCAAUGUCCAUGUUCGGCCUAGACUAGGCUAUUUAACGAGAAUACACAUUUCACUCGAGCCUAAUGAGAAUACACAUUUCACUCGAGCCUAUAGGCUAGCCUAUAUCAGUGAGUCUGGUUUGCUGGGUCCUAUUAGUUAGUAUUCCUGCCCUAUGGGUGUGCAGUGUUGCCAGCCACGUCAGGCCUGUAGCAACUGCUCCGCUCGUCUCUUGUCUCACCAAGGCAAGGUUAGAUACACGCUGGAGAAACUCGAAGAAAAAGACCUUGGGAGCAAAAUCGGCAUAUUGGCAACCAGGAAUAGAUUUCCAGUCGGUUUCCAGUGGGUUAGUGAUGAAGCAGGUGUUAGAAUUGCAUUAAGUGACAUUGCUUUUUUUAUUUCGACGUUUUUGCGUUUCCAAAAGAGAGGGUUUGCAUACAUUGCUGAAGAUCCUAUUCAAUCCGUCUUAUUAGUGUUUAAUGGAAACGCGCAAUUAUAAGAAAUGGUUGCAUUUGGUGAAUGCCAGUGAAUGCGAUUGCUUUCCACCGACCAACACAGCGGCGGUGCGCUAGGAAGGACACUUCAGCUAGCUGGAUCCCGGGUCGGGUGUGUACAUAGGCUUCCGUUACCGUAUACUAUCAGCUGUAGUGAAGGUGACUCGCGCCCCCUUUGCAGUCGAGGCAAUGCGGAGAGGAGUCGCGAGCGCUCAUCCGGUACUUCUGCGCUCUGAGGAAUGCCUGCAAACAUUUCUGCUUUUUCUUAGACUUUCUUAGAGAGAGAAAAAUAUCAGCUUUUUCUUAGACAGCAGAGAGAGAGCAAGAAUAAACCACAGAUAAACUGUCUCGUCACCAAAACAGCCUAGCCCACAAACGAAAGAGAGAACGGGAUAUUGGUGGUGGUGGUGGGGUUUAACGUUCUGUAUUAGAGCUGUUUUACUACUGGAUGUGUAUGCAUGAGUUCUGCACCGAAUGGGCGCAAGGACCGCCCCAGAUCCGCCGGGAACAUCUUCCAGAUCGGCAAGGCUUCCUACCGAGACCCGGAGAGGAGGGAGAGCACGGAGAGCACACGCAAAGCCCAGCGCGCGGUGACAGACUGUAGAAUGAUCGUCCAGGAGUUUAACACACUUGUGGCUCUGUAUCGUGAACUGGUCAUCUCCAUUGGCGAGAUCUCCGUCGACUGCCCCUCAAUACGGGCCGAGAUGCACAAGACGCGAACUAAAGGCUGUGAGAUGGCAAGAGCUGCACACCAGAGCCUGUCAGUCAUUUCGGGGCCUGAGGACGGAGAGAUCCACCCAGAGAUCUGCAGGCUCUUCAUCCAGCUGCAAUGCUGUCUGGAGAUGUACAUCACGGAGAUGCUCAAGUCUGUCUGUCUGCUGGGGUCCCUGCAGCUCCACAGGAAAGGGAAAGAUUCCUGUGGGCCUUCCAGGAUUGACAGUAAGGUAGAUGAGAGCUCAGACAUACCCAUUCUAGAAGACACCUCCUCCUCCCCAAUGGAUUGUCAUCAGCUCUGCUGGCUAGUCGCCACAGACAUAGACAAUACUGAGAGGGAUAUGAGAGAGAUGAAGAACCUUCUCAGUAAACUCAGGGAGACGAUGCCUUUACCACUGAAGAACCAAGAUGACAGCAGCUUGCUGAACCUGACUCCUUACCCACUGGUCGGACAGAGGAAGAGGCGGUUCUUUGGGCUCUGUUGCCUGGUAACCAGCUAAGGGCCCCGCCUUCCUGGGUUGAAGGAGCAACGGUGACGUUUUACUUCAAGUGUAGUUCAUGGCACAACCAUAAGUGUCCAAAGAAAAUCGUAGUGUCAUAAGACAUGCCAAAAUGUGACAACAUUUUUAUAAAAACUUAUGUUAACUAGAAUGAAUUAUAUUUGCCUGUCAUGACCAAUAUAUUUAUUUGCUUUAUGACAUAGUGUCAUAAGAUAGUCAUAGUCAUAACAGUGCCCCAUAACGGAAAUAGCAUAGUAUGUAAUGUUUUGGAAUGUGUUAUGACACUUUACGAUGCAAUUAUGACACUGUUAUGUAUGUGUGAUGAACAACACAUCACGUGAAGCAUUACUUUGGCAACAAAGACACCAUUAACCACAAUCCUUCACCACUUGUGUCUCCCACCGAUCUAUUACUGCCAUUUCCAAUAUACGAUUACAUUUCUCUCUUUUGUUAAAAAGGCUACCUACCCCAUUUUUUAAUAAUUUAAUUUUGUAAUACAAAGAUGAAUUGUAAUUGCAAUGUAAUGAAACGAAGAGUCAUAAACAUAUUUUAAAUGUAUUACAACUGAGUUUUUUUUUUGUUUGUCAGAGGUUUUCAGGAGAGAGGGACCAUUUUAAACAGUAGGCAGGUUUCCAUUGACCCAGGUUUAUUCGACAAAGCCAAAGUCGCAAAAUAAAAAUAUUGCGACGUGUGUAAUGAAAAUGGCUGAUAUUGUCCUGACUUUCAAGAAUACCUGAAUUGUUUCUCCUUGCUUUUCUGGUUGCCAGGAAAGUUUCACAAUCCAAUUAUUUCAGAUCUACAGGAGUGAAAGUUUCAAAUAUGGCUAAUAUUAGUCAAUUUAUUGCAUUCUUUCCAUGCUGGCUUUUGCGGGCUACCUGAGACAUGAAACAAAUAGCUGGCAUACAGGCUGUCGCCAAUUUAUUCAUGUGUCAUUUGCCUAAAUGGGUAAUGGAAACGCUUCAACCACUACAUUUUGUUUGACACGUUAGGUUUUAACGGAAAAAAAUAUAUUUUUUAGGUGUGACGUCAUUAUGCCCAGCUGUUUUUAUCGACACAAGAUAGUAAAAUUGAAACCAAGUGACAAGUUAAUGGAAACACAGCUACUGUCGACAUUAUUUUCUUCCAUACAGCUGAAUUGAUGAAUGAAUGGUGUGUGUGGGACACAAUAUGAUCUGCAAGUUGGUGUCAAAAACAAUGUUACCAAGUACAACACUUGCAGUAUAUAUGGACACACUGCUAGAUAGAAGAAGCAGACCAGAGCACAGAAAGUCUUGUGUUUCGCUCUCUGUUUUCCAUUUCUUACCGUCCCUGUACUUUCUGUACUGACCUUUUUAUUUAGUCUUCCAGGAACAAAAAACCUGCACCCAACUUUUACUUUCCAUCUUCAAGGAGGAAUAUACUAUAUACAAUACUCAAAAAAGAUGAACUCCUUUGCACAUGCAAUAUCUAUCUUUAAAUUGAGACCUUAGAAUUGUGUAUAUACAUACUCUCUAAGCGAUGCGCUCGGACUUAUUUUCCAGGUUGGGAUAGUGUGGUGAAGUCUUGGUUGGCAUAAGCAGGUGGCGUCUCCCUCUGUAAGGCACAGUCAGUGCGGGGCAGUGGGGACUGAGCAUGGGUCUUGCUUAUUAAUAAUAGUGCUAAAUGUGUAGGGCAUGGAGAAGGUACUGUAGUCAAAGCUGAAAUAAAAAGUUAUGUUAUUUUACAUUGUUAAUAAACUUUUUUAUUUAAACUGA